Messenger RNA from Lolium perenne, 869 nucleotides. RefSeq names its product probable high-affinity nitrate transporter-activating protein 2.2. The record is from RefSeq and is a predicted model, not a curated record. Gene Ontology annotation, molecular function: nitrate transmembrane transporter activity. Gene Ontology annotation, biological process: response to nitrate; nitrate transmembrane transport. NCBI's taxonomy places the organism in Eukaryota, Viridiplantae, Streptophyta, Magnoliopsida, Poales, Poaceae. Gene Ontology annotation, cellular component: plasma membrane.
CCCAUCCGUACUCCUCCAUCUCUCCAGAUCCCCCACCAAAGCAAAGCAAAGCAAACGUCCCAAGCUCCUCUCUGCCUCCUCCGAUCGAUCAAGCAGCCAAAGCACUAACUAGCCGCUCGUAAGGAUGGCUCGGCAAGGGAUGGCCAUGGCGUUGCUGGUGGUGGUCCUCGCCGCAGGGUGUUGGGAGUCGGCGAACGCCGCGGCGAUGCUCUCGCAGCUGAAACCAACCCUCGCGGUCACCGCCUCCCCCACUCCCAACCAAGUUCUCCACGGCGGCGAGGACGUGAUCACCGUGACAUGGUCCCUCAACGCGACGGCCGGCACGGACGCGGAAUACAAGAAGGUGAAGGUGAGCCUGUGCUACGCGCCGGUGAGCCAGAAGGGGCGCGAGUGGCGCAAGACCCACGACGACCUCAAGAAGGACAAGACCUGCCAGUUCAAGGUCACCGAGCAGGCCUACGCUGCCACCGGCACCGUCGAGUACCGCGUCGCCCUCGACAUCCCCACCGCCACCUACUUCGUGCGCGCCUAUGCUCUCGACGCCUCCGGCACGCAGGUCGCCUACGGACAGACCUUGCCCGGCGCCACCUUCGACGUCAUCAGCAUCACCGGCGUCACCACCUCCAUCAAGGUCGCUGCCGGCGUCUUCUCCACCUUCUCCAUCGCCUCGCUCGCCUUCUUCUUCUUCAUCGAGAAACGCAAGAAGAACAACUAAGAUUGAGACCAUACGCUCAAAUGUUUGUGUUGUACCGACGAAUCCAUGCCAUAUGGGUGCAACAAUCUUCAUGUAUAUCUCCUCUUUUUUGUUGUGAGCGUGUAAACUACUUAAAUGUAUGAAAUAAUUUGAGGAAGAACUUGGAUUCCAUAAA